Messenger RNA from Emericellopsis atlantica, 1664 nucleotides. RefSeq names its product GRF zinc finger domain-containing protein. The coding region runs from base 172 to 1464 and encodes 430 amino acids. The record is from RefSeq and is a predicted model, not a curated record. Gene Ontology annotation, molecular function: ubiquitin binding; dioxygenase activity; zinc ion binding. Gene Ontology annotation, biological process: DNA alkylation repair; DNA repair. Gene Ontology annotation, cellular component: nucleus. The transcript has 2 exons. NCBI's taxonomy places the organism in Eukaryota, Fungi, Ascomycota, Sordariomycetes, Hypocreales, Bionectriaceae.
UCACGUGAACGCGCGUCAGCGUCUUGCACCUUCCUCGCGUCAUCUUGGACAAAUCUCCAAAGCCAGGACACAAGGCUUCACUCCACUCUGUGCAAUACGAUAAGGAUCCCUAUCGACGCCCAUGUCGUGCUGCAGGUCAAGGCGCAAGGCUCAUGGCCGGUGGCCCGAAUCAUGGAGGCUUUUUUGAGAGGCACCAAGCGCAAGAAGAGCCCUGAAGCGGCUGGGGCCAGCUCAGAUGUCGAAGCGGAAGAGCCCACCGAAGUGAAGAUUGCCAUCUUGGCAUCGCUCUACCCGGCCCUCGAACAAGAAGUCUUGCUCGACGUUCUCAUAGCACAUCAAGGAUCUGUCGACGAGGCGUCGGCGGCGCUCAGAGCACCCCCAACUCCUCGCAAGAGCAGCGGCACAAUUGGAUACCAGCGGUCCUUGAGGCAGUUUGCCAGUUCCACAGCGCCCGGUGCUCCGGUCCAUAAAAAGUCAAAGUCGAAGAAAGGAGUGACGCUGCAUCUGUAUGACCCGGAGAAUGUGGCGGAGCACACGCCCUGCACCAUCAUCCAUAACUUCCUGCCACCUGAGCUUGCGAAUGAGCUGCUGCGGGAACUCCUACAGGAAGCUGAAACGUUUGAGAAGAGCACGUUCAAGCUCUUUGACAAUGUGGUCUCCAGUCCGCACACGUCGAGCUUCUUUGUGGAAAGCUAUGACGAGAUCCAGCGACAGAAGACAGACUAUCACUACAACGGGGCGCGGCUGACGGACGUCCGCAGGAUCACGCCUCAGCUUGUCGCGGUGAAGCCUCUAGUACAGGCAGCCGUUAACCGGGAGAUCACCAACCGCAUCGCGACCCGUUAUCCUGGAGGUCGGAAGCUCCAGUUUCAAUCUCCAGAGACCUGGGUCCCCAAUUCUGCCUUUGUCAACUGCUACAACGGGCCACAGGAAAGCGUGGGGUGGCACUGUGAUCAACUCACAUACCUCGGCCCAAGAGCUGUCAUAGGGUCCGUGUCGCUCGGCGUCGCCCGCGAAUUCCGUGUACGACGAGUGUUGCCAAAGGACGAUGGCGACAAAGGACCAGACAACGGAGACGCCGAGGGCCAGGUCUCCAUCCACCUGCCACACAACUCUUUGCUCGUGAUGCACGCAGAAAUGCAGGAGGAGUGGAAGCACAGCGUCUCUCCCGCGUUGUCGAUUGAUCCUCACCCCGUCUCGGGCAACAAGAGGAUCAACAUCACCUACAGGGAUUAUCGCGCCAACAUGCACCCCCGAUUCACACCCCGAUGCACGUGCGACGUACCCUGCGUUCUCCGGGUUGUCCAGCGCAAGAAGGAGAACUUUGGGAAAUAUUUCUGGAUGUGUCACGCGAGUAACAUUCCGGAGAAGAAGGGGUGCGCGUUCUUCCAGUGGGCGGAAUUCGACGACGACGGGAACCCCAUAUUCAAAACUGCGCAUCCAAAGUCAGACAAUAAAAGAUAGACUAAGUGGUCUCAUGAUCAAUACUGAAUUCGUGCUGAAGCUGUGAAAUAAUGUGUGCCAUCUCGAAUCCGCGUGCUCACGUGGCCUUGGCGGGAAUAUGUUCAUUAUCAAAUCCCCGGACCAGUGGAGUCGGUCAGCUUCAACGAUGACACCUCCACCAACAAAGCUCGAACGAAACUGCACAUAACUCACACAUCGUU